Messenger RNA from Asparagus officinalis (garden asparagus), 1062 nucleotides. Its product is annotated as dnaJ homolog subfamily B member 3-like. Bases 193 to 711 code for a protein of 172 amino acids. Lineage: Eukaryota; Viridiplantae; Streptophyta; Magnoliopsida; Asparagales; Asparagaceae. The transcript is spliced from 5 exons. The record is from RefSeq and is a predicted model, not a curated record.
CCUUGCUGUCCAUAUGAUUUUCUACAGAGAGCCGAUAUUUUCCCCAGAAGUUUCUGGACCCUUUCUCUCUCCAAACAAUCUCAGAUAUUUUUCUCUCUCUUCCUUAGGCCAGCCUAUAAAUCUCGACUAACCUCUCGAAUGUCCCUCUGUUAUGUUUCCGUUUCUGUCUUGGUUUAAGUUUCGGUUUCGGUUAUGAAAACAGAAUCCUACUACGCCGUUCUGGGCAUCCGCCCUGACGCAUCAUUCUCCGAAAUCCGCAGCGCGUACAGGAAGCUAGCUAUGAAAUGGCAUCCAGAUAGGUGGGCAAGAAGGGAGACGCCAUCGGCGGCGGAGGAGGCGAAGAGGAGGUUCCAGCAAAUUCAAGAAGCUUAUCAAGUGUUGUCUGAUGAGGGGAAGAGAGCGUUGUAUGAUGCCGGACUCUAUGAUCCGUUUGAAGAUGAUGAGGUGGUCGAGGGGUUUUGUGAUUUUGUUCAGGAAAUGUUGGACCUGAUGGCAAAUGUGAGAAAAGAGCAGCGGGAGUACAGCUUAGAAGAGCUGCGAGGGAUGUUAGCUGAAAUGAGUCAGGGUUUUGAUUCAGUACCUCCAUUUUCAUCUCAAUACUUCGAUUCUAAUGUGAACAAUCACAGCGCAAGUUCGAAAAGAUUUCAAUAUGAAGAAAAUCGGAAUCUGUCAGGAUUCGAAGUGCUUGGGAGCAGGGCGAGCUAUUGUUGAGUGCAACUUGUUGUACUGGAAAUUGGAUAUGGUUACAAACUAGUCGGACGCAUCGAUCUCAGGUCUCUCUUGCGUUUGGCAGGAGCAUGGGGAGCUGACAAAAUCAAUGUAUUUUUGGGAGGAAUAAGUGUACCUGUAAAUAUGUGGCACGGAUUUACAUUUGAUCUCGUUACAAUCAUGUGUGCGUAAUUGGUUAGCGUCAAGCUGGGCGUGUAUAUACGUCCUUGGACACUGACUUGCUUUUUGUUAGGGUGAAAGUGACGGUUAAAAUAGCAUGAUGUUUGUGAUAGUUGUACGGAGCUCUCUAGAGAUACCUAGUGAAUUUCUAAUUUCUAAUUUUUGAAGCUUGGA